Messenger RNA from Sycon ciliatum, 1722 nucleotides. RefSeq names its product E3 ubiquitin-protein ligase TRIM71-like. Gene Ontology annotation, biological process: protein monoubiquitination. Lineage: Eukaryota; Metazoa; Porifera; Calcarea; Leucosolenida; Sycettidae. The coding region runs from base 1 to 1722 and encodes 573 amino acids. The record is from RefSeq and is a predicted model, not a curated record. Gene Ontology annotation, molecular function: zinc ion binding; ubiquitin protein ligase activity. The transcript has a single exon.
AUGGCUGACGAUCUUGAAGUUCACAAUGCCAUCGGCAAAGAUGUGAGCAAUCUUCGCUGCUGCGUGGCGUGCCACAGCGACGCAGACUCUCUCAAGAUGAAGGUAUUGAAUUGCUUGCACGCCAUGUGCGUCACGUGUCUCCGACAACAUUUGAGCAAUGACGGAACGGUGUCGUGCUUCAAAUGCCUGACUGUGGCAGCAUCAGGUAUGCCAGGAGUAAGACUGGAGGAAUCCCUAGCCGACUGGCCAGUUCAAAAGGUAGAGGUGAGAGGCAAGGCAAGUAGCGAGCUUCAAUCAUAUCAUUCAGAGAAACAGCUCGUAUGUCAAAGCCUAGAAUGCCAGGGAGAAUCUUCCCCGGCUACCUCGCUAUGUGUCGACUGUGGAUUAUACAUGUGUGAGGGACAUGAGAAAGUACAUUUGAUGAAGAGAAGCUGCUAUGGACACCAUCUCCAGUCAGUGCACACGAUGAGAACGGCAGCAGAGGGCGACACAGUAGCCGAUUCAGAAUUCCUCAAUUGUAGCCUGCACCCACAUUUUCUAGCGAAAUCCUACUGCAAGAAAUGUGAACAGUUGAUAUGUCAGAGGUGCUCCGAGCAGCGUCAUGCUAGCUGUUCACCAAGUAUGGAAGAGAUUCCCACAGCAGCUGAAAGAAAACGAUCUCAGUGGAAGUCGCUGCUAAGUAAUUCUAGCGACUCGUGGAGAGAACACCUCAGUGACAUGAAUGUGCACAUUGCAACACGCACCGCAGAAAUCAAUGAGAAAGUGGAGGCAUUGUCAGAGGAAAUUGUAGCUGAUUUCAAUACGCACAUCAAAAAACUGCAGCGCAGACAAGAAGAUCUUCUGAAUGAGCUGGACACUCGGCGCUGGAAAGCACUGCAAGACCUGGAGAAGCAGUCCAGCAUUGUGGAAAAGAACACCUUUCAACUGGAUUGCUGUGAGCAUCUCGUGCUGAAUCUCGCCAACAGUCAUCUCUUGACUGCAGAGAAGAUCCUGCAGACACACAUCAAGGAUGUUGUCAAUAGCAACGAGGCAGCUGAUAUUAGUGAUGAUCAUCGAGUGGAUGUUGAUUUCACUGUAUCCUACCGUGCAUUUGCAACGGAUGAUAUGGAGAAGAAGCGUACAUCACAGCUUGGACGUCUUGUCGACUUUGCCUCCCGCACAGAGUCAGUGUGGAAGAAUACUGUACAAGUGCAGCCAGUGUUCGAUCCAUUUAGCUGCGAACCUGCAAAGUUUUCUCUGUCGAGUGAUGGACAUGAAGUAUCACAUACAGAUGUUUACACUUUUGACACAAUCUCCACACUGGGCAGUUAUUGCCAUGGCGUGGUGGAGUGCUCAGCCCAGAUCAGUCGCCUUGUAACAGGGGUCUUCCUUGGGGUCGUUAAAGAAAGUUGUACAACACAUGCGCGAUGUACAGAAGAGAGGCCAUUCUUGGGUUGGUAUUGCUACACGAACUACCAAGAGUACAGUGCGGGCAACAACACAAGUCUUGGUCAGGUAUGGCAAGAUGAUGACAUCGUAGCACUGCGGUUGGAUUGUGAUCAGCACACACUGACAGGGACACACCAGAGAUCUGGCCAGAGUGAGACCAUUGCUGUGCCCAGCGGUAAGCUGUGCUUUGCUGCAGAGAUGGGUCACCUGACAGGGAUCAGGUUUUUGCCUUGUCUCUCUAGUUACUCACCUCUUGGUUUGUCCUGUGCCAGUGGUAAUUUAUCUCUGCUCUAG